Messenger RNA from Gossypium arboreum, 3681 nucleotides. RefSeq names its product disease resistance protein At4g27190-like. The coding region runs from base 915 to 3515 and encodes 866 amino acids. The transcript has 4 exons. The record is from RefSeq and is a predicted model, not a curated record. Lineage: Eukaryota; Viridiplantae; Streptophyta; Magnoliopsida; Malvales; Malvaceae. Gene Ontology annotation, molecular function: protein binding; ADP binding.
CCAAUUAGCACCAAGUUGUUGCAAAGGAACUUUUCAAUCCACUAAAAUACAAUUGAGAAAAACAAAUCCUCAUAAUUUAAAUCCCAAUACUGCACUAAUCUCAUGACACAAAUCCUUUGGCUACUAAACCAAGAAAACCCAGUUGUGUCAGAGUUUAUGCUUUCCGAACGGUUGACUUUUCCAGGCAGAUCAACUUCCAUUUCUUUCUGAAAGUUUCUCCUUAUUUUAGUUCAACCUUGAUUUCUACUUUGUUGUUCUUUCUUUUUAUUUCCCUUUCUUCAAGUUCCUUUCUUCUUGUAUUCAGUUUUACUUACUUUUGCUCAAAAAAAAAACAAAAAAAAAAAACCAAAACCUUCAAAUCCCUUUUGAUUGUAUUGAAGUAGCAAGAAUCUUCUCAACACUAAGUGUAGUUUGAUAUUGAAGUUCCCAAGUGAGCAAAUCAGAGGUAAAAGAGUGUUUGGAUUGACAAUCAAAGUCUUGGAGUUACAACUUCAUAUUGAAGUAGUAAGUGGAUAUGUUUCCAUCAUUAUUAGCGUGAGGCUGGACUGAGUUGGAAGAAAAGCCUAUUGAUUCUCAUACUUUGAAUCCUCUUUCACCUUCCUUGGGUUUGAACUUGGAACAUUAUAUUCUUCAAUUUGAGCUUGUCAAGCAUGGGUUGCGGAUUUUGUGACGCUGCUGCUUCGAACUUCGUUGGAACACUGAUUGUGGACUGUAUGCUGAAGCCGGUAGGACGUCAACUUGAUUAUGUCCGUCGCUUUCAUGACAAUGUUGAAAAGCUCUGAGAGAAAAAGCGUGAACUUGCAGAUGCACGAGAUCGUCUACAACGUGAGAUUGAGAAUGCUGAAAGGCAGCUUCUACUAAUUCAUAAGGAUGUACAGAACUUGCAAGCAAAGGCAAGCGAAACACUAUCGGAUAUGGGAACUCUCGAAGAGGAAAUUGAACUGAAUAAGAGGUGUCUCAAGUGGUGUCCUAAUUGGAUUUGGAGAUAUCAAUUAAGUAAGAAAGCAAUGAAGAAAACUCAGGAUAUCGCUGAGCUUUUGGAAAAAUUUGGUCGACUUGGACCAGUCGGUUAUCGUGAUCCUACUGCCCUUCCCACUAUAGACUUCCUAUGUUCUAAGGAAUUUGUGUUUUCGAAAUCCUCAGAGACCGCCUUCUAUCAAAUCAUUGAAGCCUUAAAAGAUGAGAAUAUCAACAUGAUUGGGUUGUGGGGGAUGGGAGGGGUGGGCAAGACCACCCUGGCUCGUGAAGUUGGAAGUCAAGCUCAAAAACUGAAUUUGUUUGACAAAGCUGUGAUUACGACUGUGUCUCAAAAGCCAAAUUUUGAGAAAAUUAAAGAUGAAAUUGCAGAAUAUAUAGGGUUUGAUAUGAAGAAUGAACAAGGAAGAAUAUCUGAGAAAGAAUUAUGGUUAAGGCUGAAGAAAGAACCGAGGAUUCUUAUCAUCCUUGAUAAUAUUUGGGAAUCUAUCGACUUAAAGGGGAAGAUAGGAAUUCCAAUUGGGGAUGAUCAUAAAGGCUGCAAAGUUCUUUUAACAACACGCCUUCAACAAGUAUGUCGAGCUAUGGAUUGUCAAAACGUGGUACAACUUGGCUGUUUGGAUGAUGAUGAAGCUUGGACUCUGUUUGAAAAGAAAGCAGGUCUAGAUGACUUUUCUGAUGAUUCUAUUAAAAUCCUAGCAAAUCAAAUUGUCAAAAAAUGCGAGGGUUUGCCUAUAGCUAUAGUUCCACUGGGAAGUGCCUUGAAAGGUAAAACCCAGCAUGAGUGGCAAGCUGCAUACCGGAGACUCAAAGAUCGUAGAUUGACUGAAAUUGAGGAUCUUGAUAAAGAAAAUGCCUAUGUAUGUCUUGAGGCGAGCUUCGACUACUUGAAGAAUAUGGAGACCAAGACAUGUUUCUUGUUGUGCUUUUUAUUUCCUGAAUAUGAUGAGAUUUAUGUGGAGAACUUGGUAGGAUAUGCAUGGGGACUGAAGUUGUAUAAAGGCAUGGACUCAAUUAAAGAUGUUAGAAGUGAAGUGCUUGCAUCAAUUGAGAUCCUCAAGAACUCCAGUUUGUUGCUAGAUUGCGGAGAAAGGCAUGUCAGGAUGCAUGAUGUGGUUCACCAAUUUGCUUCGUGGUUAACAUCUUCAAGAAAGGAGAUUUCUUUUGGGACUGUUAAAACACUCCCGAUGGAUGAAAGUUUCAAGCAUUACACAGCAAUCUCCUUCGAAACUGAUCAAACGGAUGAACUUCCUAAAGGAGUGCGUUUUCCAUACCUCAAACUUCUUUUACAUGGUGGCAAUUGUUUCAUGGAAACUUCAAGCGAAUUCUUUGAGGGCAUGGAGGAAUUACAAGUUUGUGCUUUGAAUCAUCAAUUGAUAUCUCUAGCUGCAUUUCAGUUUCAUAUGAACCUUCGAACUUUGUGUUUGAUUGGUUGUCAACUCUCUGACAUCUCGAUGCUUGGGAAGCUGAAGUCACUUCAUAUUCUCUCUUUAAGUCGAUCUGAUAUCAUUGAAUUGCCGAAUGAAGCUGGUGAUCUAAAAAAUCUAAAAUUGUUGGAUUUAUCUUAUUGCUGGAAACUUGAAGGAUUCCCUCCUAAUUUAUUACGAAGAUUGUCUGAUUUAGAAGAUCUAUACUUGCAUGGUAGUCCUUCAUUAAAAUGGGCGACUGAGAAUUCAACUAAAAAGGAAAGAUAUUCCAGCGUAUCAGAGUUGAAUUUAUUGUCGGAGUUGGUUGUAAUAUCAUUGGAUAUUUCUUCUGAACAUCUUCUAGAUGGCUUUGUGUUUCAUAGAUUAUGGAGCUUUGAUGUUUGCAUUGGCAUAAAAAGAGAAUGGCGGUUCCCAAAGAGGAACCUUGAAACUCGUCCCAUCUUAAAAUCUUUAAGAAUCGGUAAGUCUUCAUUUCAAAAAGGAAUCGAUAAGUCUGUAGGAGCAUGCAAGCAAUUGUUUGAAGAUGUAGAAUCUCUUCAAUUGAAUGGUGUGGAGGGUCACCCAAACCUUAUUCCGAGCUUGGACUUGGGAUUUAGUAAGUUGACUUCUCUAGAUCUUCGAUGGUGCCACUCUAUGCAAUGCCUAAUUGAUGCAUCAAAGCAGCAAGUGCCAAUCACUACUCUCUCUAAUUUGAGAAAGUUAUCAUUAAGUGGUAUGUUUCAUUUGGAAGAGAUGUGCAAUGCUUCCCAGCCGCAAGGUUUUUUACAAAAGCUUGAAGAGGUUACAGUUUCAGAUUGUGAUAAGAUGCAAGUGUUAUUCCCGAUUGUUGAAUAUUUGAGGAGCAUAGAACAAGCAGGGCCCAGUCGUCAUUUAAGCCUCCAAAGUCUGAAGAUUGUUGAAAUAGAGAGAUGCAAAAAAUUGAAAUAUAUCUUCCCAAUGUCAGUUGCUAAUAGCCUUGGGCAAUUGCAUACUUUGAAGAUAAAAAGCUGCUCGCAACUGGAAGAUAUAAUCGAAGACCCACAAGUGGCAUACCUAUGUUCACUCCAAAAUCUAAGGGAAGUAUGUGUAUCUCAUUGCAAUAACUUGGCAUCUCUUUUCCUUAUUGUCCUAUAGUCAAAGAUUGGGAAAUUUGAUUAUGCUUUUCAUUGUAGGUUUCGUUGAUUGAUUUGCCUCAAUUGAAAGGAAGUGAUGUGAACGACAUUAUGCUCACACAAUUGUCUUUGCAGAAGUUAACAGUGCACGAUUGUCCUCAACUGUCACAUUUUAUUAUUUCGACUAC